AUGUUAGUUCAACAGGACACGCGUUCUUCUCCAAGAUGUAAAUCAAACACGUUUACGGAAUUGUUUGUCUUUCGUUUCGGAAAUGCACCCUUUGUAUUCAUGAAAGUGAAUGAAUAUGGGAUUGAGACGGCGGAUUUUGAGAACGAAGAAGGGAAGGCGUUUGAUUGGUGUAGGGACUAUUUUGAAGAAAGAAAUGAGUUGAGAGACGGUGAAAUAGAUAUAAAGGAGAGCAUGCAAGAAGUGUUUAGAGGGCUUAAGUUUAAUAGGCUUGCCGAUAUUGACGAGGUGGUGGCUGAAGACAAUGGAGAGGGUUCUGACGAAACAUCAUUUCAACUGGUAAUAAAAGGGAGCCUUCUACUCGCUCUCCGAUCAAAGAACCUUAACGACAAAAGAAUGUUCUAUAAUUCAUUGAAAUUUUUCUGUGACAUCAAACAGCAGGCUAUGCGGAAUAGCCCGAAUAAAGCUGUUGAUGAAAUGAUGAAGUCUGAAACAAUGGAAUACAAUAGCGAAGGUGAAGACGAGAAUGAGGGCGAGAAUGAGAAAGAUGACAAUCACAAAAGUGCAGAUGAUUUAAUAAAAGAUCUAGUUAAUAAAUGUAAACGUCAUGAAGAGGAUAUCUGCGCUUUACAAGACACGAUAGACCAAAGGACAAAAGAAUUUAAAUCAUACAUAACAAAGUUUCGAGAGUUAGAUCGAGAAACAAAGGAUUUGGCUGAAUCACUCUUGCUGUCGCGUACUCGCUCUGUUGAAAGUACGAGCACAGCACUUGAAGAUACCGUUCAAAUGAGCGAAAACAUGUCAACCAGGCUUAAGGAAUUACAACAAAGAAUUGAAACGGGGAAAACUACAUUGCAAAAAUACCAACAAUCGCUGGAGGCUAUGCAGAAAGAAGUGGAGAAGAGAAAGAAGAAGGCUAAAGAUCUCGCUAUGUACAAAAUGAUAUUGGGUGGUAAGUGA
This is a messenger RNA of Paraglomus occultum, 957 nucleotides long. The record is from the annotation of a GenBank genome assembly. NCBI's taxonomy places the organism in Eukaryota, Fungi, Glomeromycota, Glomeromycetes, Paraglomerales, Paraglomeraceae.